UCUCGCUUCGGGCUACUUUCUCUCUCUAGUUAUCUGUUUCUUUUCGAAGAGAGAAGUGAGGUCAAUCGUUUCGUCGCCUUUCUUUCUGGAUCUCGUCUUCAGUUAGAUCAGUUUUACAUUUGGGAUUGGGGUUUAAUUUUUUUAUUUGUUUAGGUGUUUGAUGAUCUAGGGUUGGGUUGGGUGUGCUUAAAAUCGUGAAUAGGUGACAAAAGGAAGGGGUAAAAAAAGGGAUUGAUGGUACUCGUUUUAGGGCAAAAUGCAAGGGUAUCAUGCGUAUUCGUCUGCAUGGAUGGCGAGCUGGUGAAGGGGAAGACCGCCAGAGGAAACGGCACAUGUGGACUGUCCCUCCACGUGGCUCCCCGAUUUUAGAUGCACUUGCUCAUGGUGCUGCCUCUCCUCCUUUGUCUUCUUCUCCCAAUUCAACUACUUUCUUUUCUCAGACAAUGGAAAAUAGUGAUCAGAGUGGAAAAUCGCUAAAAUAAGGGUGAUUCCAAAUGGUCCAACUUCAACUUCACAAUUAAAGCCUGGUUCUGAUAGUGUGCAGAAUAGUGCUUCCUGUCAUCCACCACAAGUUAAAGGGAAGAAAAGGGAGAGGGGAGAUCAGGGCUCUGAGGCUGUUAAGCGGGAACGUUCUUGAAGAAUGGAGGAUGGGGAUUCUGGUCACAAUAGAUCAGAUAGUCUAAAAUCUGAGAUUGCCAAAUUUACUGAUAAAGGGGGACUUGUAGACUAUGAUGGCGUAGAGAAAUUGGUGCAGCUCAUGAUGCCCGAGAAAAAAAUAGAUUUGGUUUGCCGAUCAGUGCUUGCUGGUGUGGUGGCUGCGACAGACAAAUUGGAUUGCCUUAAUUGGUUUGUGCAGCUUAAGGGUUUACCUGUUUAUGAUGAAUGGCUUCAAGAGGUCCACAAAGGAAAGAUUGGUGAUGGUAACAGCCCCAAAGACGGUGAUAGAUCAAUUGAGGAAUUUCUCUUAAUUUUACUUCGUGCACUUGAUAAACUGCCUAUAAAUCUUCAUGCACUACAAAUGUGUAACAUUGGCAAGUCUGUUAAUCAUUUGCGUACACACAAGAAUUUGGAAAUUCAGAAGAAAGCAAGGAGUUUAGUUGACACCUGGAAGAAACGUGUUGAGGCUGAAAUGGAUGCAAAACCAAAUCAGGGUGUCUCCUGGCCAGCUAGACGCAGGCUUCCAGAAGUUACUCCUGGUGGGAACAGACAAUCUGGUGGAUCCUCUGAGGUUGCUGUAAAGAGCUUGGUGAUGCAGCCUACUGCUUCUAAAACUGCUUCAGUCAAGCUUGUACCGGGGGAGACCACUGCAAAGUCAGCAUUUGCAUCACCGGUUUCUGUGAAAUCAGUACCAUCACCUACAUCAGUGGGCACAAACCUAAAAGAUGGACAAUCUCGUAAUUAUGCUGUUGGUGGUGCAAUUGAACUUCCUUCAAAUCCGGCAAAGGAUGAGACUAGCGCUGAACCAUCCCUGGUUAACCAGCACCUUAGAGGCAGUGUGCCAUCCCAGCCAUCUGUUUCAAGCCUUCGGGUGGAUAAUUCAGAGACAGGGAACAUUUCUUCAUGGUCUUCCACUGGGAAGCACUCAGCCAUAUCAAUUCCAUCUAUUUUGCCUGAUAGAGCUGAGCAGCCUUUUCCCAUUGUUGCCACUGGUGGGCCCCAAAGGAUGUUGGGUCCCCCUACUGCUGCUACUCCAUUUAGUCCUGAUGUUUUCAGAGGCUCAGUGCUGUCAUCUUCUCCGGCAGUGACCUUUCCAUCCACCUCAUUUCAGUAUCCGGUCUUCCCUUUUGGUAACAGUUUUCCUCUCCCAUCGGCAACCUUUUCUGGUGGUUCAGCAACAUAUGUGGAUGCAUCAUCUGAUGGGAGGCUGUGCUUCGCUGGAGUCAAUUCACAAUUAUUAGGACCUGCUGGUGUGGAGGAUGGGGAUUCUGGUCACAAUAGAUUAGAUAGUCUAAAAUCUGAGAUUGCCAAAUUUACUGAUAAAGGGGGACUUGUAGACUAUGAUGGCGUAGAGAAAUUGGUGCAGCUCAUGAUGCCUGAGAAAAAAAUAGAUUUGGUUUGCCGAUCAGUGCUUGCUGGUGUGGUGGCUGCGACAGACAAAUUGGAUUGCCUUAAUUGGUUUGUGCAGCUUAAGGGUUUACCUGUUUAUGAUGAAUGGCUUCAAGAGGUCCACAAAGGAAAGAUUGGUGAUGGUAACAGCCCCAAAGACGGUGAUAGAUCAAUUGAGGAAUUUCUCUUAAUUUUACUUCGUGCACUUGAUAAACUGCCUAUAAAUCUUCAUACACUACAAAUGUGUAACAUUGGCAAGUCUGUUAAUCAUUUGCGUACACACAAGAAUUUGGAAAUUCAGAAGAAAGCAAGGAGUUUAGUUGACACCUGGAAGAAAUGUGUUGAGGCUGAAAUGGAUGCAAAACCAAAUCAGGGUGUCUCCUGGCCAGCUAGAUGCAGGCUUCCAGAAGUUACUCCUGGUGGGAACAGACAAUCUGGUGGAUCCUCUGAGGUUGCUGUAAAGAGCUUGGUGAUGCAGCCUACUGCUUCUAAAACUGCUUCAGUCAAGCUUGUACCGGGGGAGACCACUGCAAAGUCAGCAUUUGCAUCACCGGUGUCUGUGAAAUCAGUACCAUCACCUACAUCAGUGGGCACAAACCUAAAAGAUGGACAAUCUCGUAAUUAUGCUGUUGGUGGUGCAAUUGAACUUCCUUCAAAUCCGGCAAAGGAUGAGACUAGCGCUGAACCAUCCCUGGUUAACCAGCACCUUAGAGGCAGUGUGCCAUCCCAGCCAUCUGUUUCAAGCCUUCGGGUGGAUAAUUCAGAGACAGGGAACAUUUCUUCAUGGUCUUCCACUGGGAAGCACUCAGCCAUAUCAAUUCCAUCUAUUUUGCCUGAUAGAGCUGAGCAGCCUUUUCCCAUUGUUGCCACUGGUGGGCCCCAAAGGAUGUUGGGUCCCCCUACUGCUGCUACUCCAUUUAGUCCUGAUGUUUUCAGAGGCUCAGUGCUGUCAUCUUCUCCGGCAGUGACCUUUCCAUCCACCUCAUUUCAGUAUCCGGUCUUCCCUUUUGGUAACAGUUUUCCUCUCCCAUCGGCAACCUUUUCUGGUGGUUCAGCAACAUAUGUGGAUGCAUCAUCUGGUGGGAGGCUGUGCUUCCCUGGAGUCAAUUCACAAUUAUUAGGACCUGCUGGUGCAGUCUCGUCCCAUUACCCUAGGCCUUAUGUUGUUAAUCUAGCAGAUGGCAGCAAUAGCGUUGGUGCUGAGAGCAGUAGAAAAUGGGGAAGGCAGGUCCUAGAUCCGAAUGCAGGGCCUGGUGGCCCAGACAUAGAAGGUAGAGAUGAGAUGUCUUCUCUUGCACUGAGGCAAUUGUCGGUUGCCAGUUCUCAUGCACAAGCAGAAGAGCAAGCAAGGAUGUAUCAUAUUGCAGGUGGCAUUUUGAAGAGGAAGGAACCUGAGGGAGGGUGGGAUGGCUGCAAGCAGUCCUCGUGGCAGUAGCAAUUUGUAGUGUUACAACCCAAUGACCCAUGAAAGCUUCUCCCCAGCUUUUUGAGGAUGGGCAUUGGCUAAUCCUGAGAGGUCAUCAUCUAACUUGUCUGCACUUGGAGGCUGGGUGUUAAGUGAGUUCUUUGAUGUUGUUAUUAGUCGUCUCCAAUCCCCAGCCUUCCGCUGUAUCAAUUGUAUCGUAAAAGAAUCUGUUCUGGGUCUUUAAGCUGGGUUUGUUACUUGAGUUUGUCCUGGCUGGCUGCAGAUCAGUUUCCCUUUUGUAGAUAUUUAACUGUUGGAAAGCUUGCACUGUAUUACCCUGACAUUCAAGUUGGUGUCCAUACUGAUGUUUAGUAUCUUCAGCAUUAUAUACCAUUGGACCAACCGCACCUUCCUCUUUCAACCUCAUGAUAUUGGGAGGUUGGUUUGGCUAUCUGCUUUAAACGGAUUUAUUUUAUUUUACUUGUCUUUGCUUCCUUGUAUAUCUUCUCUGCUUAUUCAUUUUUCUUCUUUUGUUCUUUUAUAGACAAUAUGGCCAUUGUACCCACCCUACCUGUCGUGAAAGUACAUUUUUCUUGUAUUGAUAAUCAUAUAGCCUGGGGUUAUGAGACUCAGGCUAUAUUCACUAGUUAUUCAAUUAGGGACAUUGUAGUGGUAGACAAGGUACUAUAAUUUAAGUACAAACGGAGCAUAUGUUAGCCUUAGCUGAUUAUGUUUUCUGAUUCUUUUACUUGUAUCGAUUUGCCGGUUUCUCUUCCUUUGGAUUUUCAAUUCUUCUGUUGAAUGUUAAGUUCAAAAUUUCUUGUCA
Messenger RNA from Mangifera indica (mango), 4277 nucleotides. RefSeq lists its product as uncharacterized. Bases 641 to 3481 code for a protein of 946 amino acids. NCBI's taxonomy places the organism in Eukaryota, Viridiplantae, Streptophyta, Magnoliopsida, Sapindales, Anacardiaceae. The transcript is spliced from 3 exons. Gene Ontology annotation, cellular component: nucleus. The record is from RefSeq and is a predicted model, not a curated record.